UAGGUAAACAAGAUGGCGACAACCUGAGAAGCAAGAGUAACACGAAGAGUCAGGGGAAAAAAUAUAUCACUGAGAUUUUGUCAGAUUAAAGUUAAAUAAUUUAUUCACUGGGGACGGACUCACAACAGAGGACAAACCCUGCAGCGAAAAGGAGGUUCAUUUGGAUCUAGGUACCGGGCAGUAAAAACCGCGGUGACAUGGAGGACACCUGAGGACAGUUCAACACAUUGGACAUUGGAGUCGAUCUCCAGGAGCCCCACUGAUAGCAGAGAUUGGACUGAAACUGCUGCAUGUUCUGACUGUAGAUCUGUGCUUGGAUCCAAUCCAGCUGUAAACACUUAUGUACUCUGAGAAAACUCUGAUAUCCAGCAUGGUCCCUUGACAGAAAUGCCGUGCUGCAUGGCCUUGAAUCAAGACUGGUUACCUCUGCUUAAGACUGUAGGGUAUUAAUUCUGAGGUGAUUGGUGAAAGAGAAGAAAAACGUUGUAGUAUCGCUUUUUCUUUUUUUCAGUUUUCUGUUCAACCGUACUUGUUGUAGAUGUAGUUAAAAAUGCACAGUAUAAAGCACUAACUCUGUACUGGACUCCAAGGGUUUUUAGCCCCUUUUUGCCCCUCUUGAGUGAAAAAGUUUACAAAUUGGGCUUGAUCACCCACCUCUUCCCCUUAACUCUCAGGCCUGAUUACUCCCUCUCCAAUGUUCAGUAUUUUGUAACUCAUCUUGCAGAAUUAAAAUACUCACCUCUGUGCUGAAAAGUUACCAGUGGGUUACUUCACAGCAGCAGUCAUAGCUAUUUGCAAACCGUUUCCUUCACUGGAAGUACAAGCUGUCAAUCAUGAGUGCCAGCGAGUUGCCUCACCUGUCUGACUAUCUAAAUGAAAAUGAACUGAUGGAGAUGGAUACUUUUAUUCACCGCAUUGACUCUACAGAGGUGAUCUACCAGCCUCGGAGGAAGAGGGCAAAGCUGAUAGGAAAGUACUUGAUGGGGGAUCUACUCGGGGAAGGAUCUUAUGGCAAGGUGAAAGAAAUGCUGGACUCAGAGACUCUUUGUCGCAGGGCUGUCAAGAUACUGAAGAAGAAGAAGCUUAGGAGGAUUCCCAAUGGAGAAGCCAAUGUGAAAAAGGAGAUUCAGCUGCUAAGAAGACUCCAACACAAGAAUGUGAUUCAGUUGGUGGACGUUCUUUACAAUGAAGAGAAGCAGAAAAUGUAUAUGGUGAUGGAGUAUUGCGUUUGUGGGAUGCAAGAAAUGCUGGAUAGCGUCCCAGAGAAAAGGUUUCCAGUAUUUCAAGCUCACGGGUACUUUUGCCAACUCUUAGAUGGCCUUGAAUAUUUGCACAGCCAGGGAAUAGUUCACAAAGACAUUAAACCAGGGAAUCUGCUGCUGACCACAGACGGCUCGCUUAAAAUCUCCGACCUGGGAGUAGCAGAGGCCCUUCACCCAUUUGCAGAGGAUGACACGUGUCGUACUAGUCAGGGCUCUCCAGCCUUUCAGCCUCCAGAAAUUGCCAAUGGACUGGACACCUUUUCAGGGUUUAAAGUGGACAUUUGGUCUGCUGGAGUAACACUAUACAACAUUACAACAAGUCUGUAUCCAUUUGAGGGGGACAACAUCUAUAAGCUAUUUGAGAACAUUGGAAAAGGAGAGUACACUAUUCCUGAGGAGUGUGGACCUCUUCUGUCGGACCUGCUGCGAGGCAUGCUUGAGUACGAUCCUGUGAAGAGGUUUUCCAUACAAAACAUAAGGCAACACAACUGGGUGCGGAAGAAACACCCUCCAUCUGAGCCUCCUGUACCCAUCCCUGCCAGCGCAGAGAGCAGGGACCCUUGGCGGAGUAUGACGGUGGUGCCCUAUCUAGAAGAUCUGCAUGGCUACACAGAGGAGGAUGAUGAUGAGCUCUAUGAUGGGGAGGAUGAGAUCAUAUACACUCAGGACUUCACAGUGCCAGGACAAGUGGUCGAAGAAGAUCAGGAUCAGGGGAACGCAGACCACAGUCCAGCUGUAGCCAAGCCAGUUUGUGUGAAUGGGACAGAAGGGGGGUCUCUGAACAGCAAGGCCAAAGCCGAACGCCGAUCCUCAUCCUCGUCCAACCCCUCACGUAAAGGAGUCUCCACAGCCAGCAAAAUCCGCAAGCUCUCCACCUGCAAACAGCAAUGACCCUCCUCCCCCUUUCUGCCUCAGCAGCAACCCACCUGGGUGAUCUGUCCUCGUCCUCCUGUGUCCAGAGUUCUCACAGUUGUGAGAGAAACCUGCUGACAUUAAGCCCCCCCAACACCUUCACCUGCCCCCCUCCCCAAACCUCCUUGGACCACUGGCCUGCAGAGUCGUUUGAAGAUCCGGUAUUAGCGACGAGGAGGAGGAGGACAGCAUGAAAUGUUCUUUCUGCUCUGAGACUGAGGCUGUGAAGACGGUGUUUAUUUUCUCCAAAAUUUUGGGCUCCUUUUCAACUAAACUCAUCCAGUUCUCUCUUAUCAUUUUCCCCCUCCCAACCCUCUCCCCUCCUCUCCAAUCUUGUCAUCCUCCUCAGAGAGCCAAGUGUUGCACCGGACGUUACAGACUCCCCCACCCACCUACCCACUCCUCCUCUCCACCUACCCCACCCACCCCUCCUUAACCCACCUUGUUUCUUUGACUACCUUUUGUUUUUACAGAACCCUAAUGGCAGUUUUUAAGACACAUUGUGAUGUGUAAAAAAAAAAAUUAAAGAGGAAAAAAAAACACAUGUUAUGAAUAAUUCUAUAUUUAAACCUCUGCUGAGCAUAAUUAUGGUAGUGCUACCACCGACAUAGAAACUGCAUGCUGUACAGAGCUGGAAGAAAGGGAAAGCUCUUGGUUUUAUGUGGAUGCACUGACGGACUGAAGCCUUGAGAUUUGUAUUUUUUCCCUCCCCUUUUAGGUUUUUUUUUUUUCUUUUUUUUUUUUCCUAUCAAUAUUUUUUAAUUAUUAUUUAUAUAAAACAUGUCCCAAACAGGCUGUUUUGUUGGAUGAUCCUUUCUGUUUGAAUUUAAGUUCAGCAUAUUUUCAUAAACACAGCUCAUUAGUUUAUGACCCUUUUUUAUUUUUUCCUCCCCCUUUAUUUCACGUGUCCUUUAAAGAGCGCACAGCUCUGACA
Messenger RNA from Neolamprologus brichardi, 3108 nucleotides. RefSeq names its product serine/threonine kinase 11 (gene stk11). Gene Ontology annotation, biological process: regulation of cell growth; intracellular signal transduction; establishment of cell polarity. The record is from RefSeq and is a predicted model, not a curated record. Gene Ontology annotation, molecular function: ATP binding; protein kinase activator activity; protein serine/threonine kinase activity. Lineage: Eukaryota; Metazoa; Chordata; Actinopteri; Cichliformes; Cichlidae. Gene Ontology annotation, cellular component: cytoplasm.